This is a messenger RNA of Balearica regulorum gibbericeps (East African grey crowned-crane), 513 nucleotides long. RefSeq names its product mitochondrial ribosomal protein L41 (gene MRPL41). Gene Ontology annotation, molecular function: structural constituent of ribosome. Gene Ontology annotation, biological process: translation. The record is from RefSeq and is a predicted model, not a curated record. NCBI's taxonomy places the organism in Eukaryota, Metazoa, Chordata, Aves, Gruiformes, Gruidae. Gene Ontology annotation, cellular component: mitochondrial large ribosomal subunit.
GCCCGCGGGCUGGUGCGGGGCGCCGACCGCAUGUCCCCGUUCACCAGCAAGCGCGGCCCCCGGAGCUACAACAAGGGCCGGGGGGCCAAGAAGCUGGGGGUGCUCACCUCCAACAAGAAGUUCAUCCUCAUCAAGGAGAUGGUGCCCCAGUUCGUCGUGCCCGACCUGGAGGGCUUCAAGCUCAAGCCCUACGUCUCGUACCGCGCCCCCGAGGGCUCCGAGCCGCCUAUGACGGCCAAGCAGCUCUUCACCGAGGUGGUGGCUCCUCGCAUCGAGAAGGACGUGAAGGCAGGCGCCUUCGACCCCAGCAACCUGGAGAAGUACGGCUUCGAGCCGACGCAGGGGGGCAAGCCCUUCCAGCCCCUCCCCACAAACGCCACGCAAAGUGGUCCCCGGCGCGCUGGGAAGAGCAUCGCCAGGGCGAGACGCAACCUGCGCCAGCAAACACGGGACAGUUUCUGUCACUGGCUAUUAAAAACAAAUCCUUCCACUUUGUGUUUCUGCGAUGUCUGA